AUGUCUUCCAAUGCCGAAGUUGAAGCUGCGCCUCUCGCUGCUCACAAAGACAAAGGCAAAGGCAAAGCUCGCGAUGUCACUGAGCGGACGCCACUUCUCGCUUCUAGCUCUUCCAACUCCAUUCCUACAGAAAAUUCAAUGCCUCGUGGUCAAAUUCGGCGACUAGGAAUUCGACUGGUUUGUAUAUUUUUAACCGCUCUACUAAUAUGUAUAUGUGCAUUAGCGAUAAUUGUGAUCCUUGCUUGGUCUUACUCUUCUCGAGCAUCAGAUAUGUCUCCGGACGACAUAUUGCACAAAGCACUGGUUAUGCAGGGACCUGACCGGGUCAACGUAUUGAAUGUCUCUUCUUCUGAGGGGAUUUGGGUUCACGUUGAGGGGAGGUUUGGAUUGGAUGCGGGAGCUGUUGUGGGAGUUAACUCUGCCCCUGGAGAUGGAAUCCUUGAUAGGAUAUGGAAGUCUUUAGGCCGUUGGGGAGUGCGGAAUCUGGACAUUGUCUCCGUUUGGACUUCAACAAUCAAUAUAACAACCCGCUCGGACCCUCCUGUGUUCCUUGCUGCCGUCGACAUACCUCCUCUACAAAUUCCAUUGACAGUCGACCCACCAUCAGGGUACAGUUGGCUUCAGCAUGUAUCUGCACCCGUUCUUAUUCGACCUACUUCAAAGACAUCCGAUUUACUUCGCUUUGCUCAAGACUCUUGGAGGAAUGGACAAAUAAUGGUUCAAACUGAAAUGUCAACGAUUGAUGUUCGUGGCGGUGAGCUUGCCGCUCUAAGCUGGAAAAGUAGGCUCCAUCGCCAAUUAUCAGAUGUCGAAACGGCAUUGUCCAUUAAAAUUCCUGACCUCCCUGGUUUUCCCCAUCCCGAUCGAAAUGCGCCUAUUCCACCUCUCGCCGAUCUGGUCACCCUUCGUUCCUUUCAAUUAUCUAGUGCGGUAGAGAAACUAGCUAUACAAGCUGUCGCCACCAUGGUCGAUCCUGCACCAAUAAACUUCAACGUCACAGUCCCAACGCUACCAUUCGUUGUCUCCCUUCUAUCUAAAUCUUCUUCUCUGACACCAAUAGCUUCAGUGCAGACUGAUCCUUUCGCGCUCACUCAUCCUAAUAUUACCCUCAGUAUCACUGGGCACGUCUUGUCUCUCCCACCAGAUGCAUUCCCCGUUCUAUCCGCAUUUCUAACGCAUUACCUCGCCGGUCGCUCCAAUCUAAUUUCCAUUUCUACACCUCUCGUCUCAGAUAUGACUAUUGAAGCGAACUUCCCCGCUCCUAACCCCAAACCUCAAAUUCUUCGGAAUGUCACCAUCCAUGACAUGAAGAUAAAGCCAGGGAACACGUUCUUGGCUAGUGGCACGGUUUUGGCGCACGUCGUUCUACCGAAAGGCAUGGACGUUGAUAUAGAUGUGAAACGUGUCCUACCAGACGUGUUGGUAUUCGAUGGUGAAGUACCCGAUGAUGUUCAUAUUGGUACUCCACCUGUUCAGCCUCUACCUAACCCACUUCCGGAGGGAGCAUUCGGUCAUAUAAGACCUGACGAUUGGUUAAAGUCGCGUUGUGUGUCAAUAGACCACGAGGAAGGACAAGGAUCUUCGUAUGCAGUAUCUGCAAAGAUUGUUGAUGUUCCCCUUGAAGUUUUACCUGGUCGACAGAAGGAAUUUAGUGACUUUGUUAGCAAGAUUAUUUUCGGAAAAGGUGCUGUGGCGGGGAUCCUCGGUACUGCUGCGGUUGGACUUGACGUGCACGGGAUCCCGACCCAAGGACCGGGGCCUUCAGAUGGGAUGGAGCUCAAUGGGUUGCCUUUCCGUGGCAGCGUCCAGCUAGGCAAAGGAAAUCUAUUUCAUCAUGUAGCUUCUGCAACGACUGAAAAGUGGACCGAAGUUUGGCAGAAAUUUAUACCUCACCAUCAUUCGCUUUGA
Lentinula edodes (shiitake mushroom) is the source of this 1908-nucleotide messenger RNA. RefSeq lists its product as uncharacterized. Lineage: Eukaryota; Fungi; Basidiomycota; Agaricomycetes; Agaricales; Omphalotaceae. The record is from RefSeq and is a predicted model, not a curated record. Bases 1 to 1908 code for a protein of 635 amino acids. The transcript has 3 exons.